Messenger RNA from Gossypium raimondii (Peruvian cotton), 1293 nucleotides. Its product is annotated as GDSL esterase/lipase At2g04570. The transcript has 3 exons. Gene Ontology annotation, molecular function: hydrolase activity, acting on ester bonds. The record is from RefSeq and is a predicted model, not a curated record. Lineage: Eukaryota; Viridiplantae; Streptophyta; Magnoliopsida; Malvales; Malvaceae. Bases 89 to 1153 code for a protein of 354 amino acids.
CAUCCAACUACUAAUAUUUAUACAUAUCAAAUCCUUCUUCACCAAAUCCAUCUUCUCGUCCCCCAUCUUCAAAAGUCAAGUGAAGCAAAUGGCCAUGUCAUCCACCCCCAACAUCUUAUUAUCACUCUUUUCCAUUCAUUUUUUGCUGUCGUUAGUAAAGAUCAAUGAGGCCAAAGUUCCUGCCAUCAUAGUGUUCGGGGACUCAUCGGUUGAUGCUGGCAACAACAACUAUAUCCCCACCAUUGCCAGGAGCAAUUUCGAGCCAUAUGGUCGUGAUUUCAAUGGUGGCCAUCCAACAGGUCGGUUCUCCAAUGGCAAAAUCGCUACCGACUUCAUCUCCCAGGCGUUUGGUCUCAAAGGGGCCAUCCCUGCUUACCUCGACCCUUCAUAUAGUAUAUCGGAUUUCGCCACCGGAGUUACCUUCGCUUCCGCUGGAACCGGCUACGACAAUUCCACUUCCAAUGUUCUCUCAGUGAUACCCCUAUGGAAAGAACUGGAGUAUUACAAGGAUUAUCAAACGAAACUGAAAGCCAACCUUGGAGACGGUAAAGCGAACGACAUAAUCAAAGAUGCUUUAUACAUGAUAAGCGUCGGAACAAACGAUUUCCUCGAGAACUACUACGCGGUCCCAGGACGUUCGUCGCAAUACACCAUUAAAGAAUACGAAAACUUCCUGGUCGGGAUCGCCGGAAAUUUCACCAAGGCACUAUACGAUCUUGGAGCCCGAAAGAUUUCGUUAGGAGGGUUGCCUCCGAUGGGGUGUAUGCCGUUGGAGAGAACCGGGAAUCUUAUGGGAGGAAGCGAGUGUGUCAAUAGUUACAACAAUUUGGCGGCUGAGUUCAAUAGCAAAUUGAACGAUUUGGUGAUUAAGCAAAACAAGGAGUUGAAUGGGAUGGACAUGGUGUUUUCAGAUCCCUAUGGCAUUAUGUUGGAUAUCAUACAAAAGCCUGCUUUUUAUGGGUUCGAGGUAACGGGAGUGGCAUGUUGUGCAACAGGGAUGUUCGAAAUGGGGUAUGCAUGUAGCCGAACCAACCCAUUUACAUGUUCGGAUGCAGACAAGUAUGUGUUUUGGGAUUCUUUCCACCCUACAGAGAAAACCAAUGCCAUUGUUGCCAAUCAUGUGGUCCAGACUUCUCUAGCCAAGUUCUUUUGACAAAUCACUCAAUAUUUAUAUGUUGUACCCAACUUUACUGUAUAACUAUAUAGAUUACUUAUGAUUUCUAUGUUCAGUUCUACUCUCUAGACUCCUUAGUUAUGUCUUCAAUAAUAAAUAUAUAUAUGUUUGGGUAAUUA